Molecule: messenger RNA, 2245 nt
Organism: Pomacea canaliculata
Lineage: Eukaryota; Metazoa; Mollusca; Gastropoda; Architaenioglossa; Ampullariidae
Product: alpha-(1,3)-fucosyltransferase fut-1-like
Exons: 6
Coding region: 126-1520 (464 amino acids)
Cellular component (GO): membrane
Molecular function (GO): alpha-(1->3)-fucosyltransferase activity
Source: RefSeq, a predicted model, not a curated record
GACAUUUCAUACACAUCAUGGACGUAGAUAGCCUAAGUAAGGAUCUUUUCGUGAUACACACAGUUAGGAGUAAAAAAAAAACAAAAAAACACACAAACUGACAUCGUGACAGAUAUAAAAUCAAGAUGAUGGUGCGAAGGAAGCUGUACUACAUUUUUCUUCUUAUCGCGUCUGUUUUUGUUAUCAUCUACAUCAUCACCGUGCACAGGGUUGAAAACUGUAAGCUGAAAGACAGGAUGUCCGAAAGUAGAGAAUUGUCUUCUCUGGUGGGCACAAUCAACAGCGUCCCAGAGAUAAAUGGAACAGAGACAAUAGAAGAUAACCAAAAGACCAAAAACAUCGAGGACCUGGAUCCGGAUGAGGAGGUUCAGACCUAUGACCACUGGCCAAAACUGUCAAAGAAAUUCUAUCCCAAGCCCAUACCGCGCAGUACUUUUCGGCCAGACUACACGAUCACGUGGGACUACGACACCACGGAGUUCCUGAAACGUGCAGACGUCAAAGGUCAGCCGCCGAAAAUCAUCAUGUGGAUGGUCAAGACGCGCUACCUGCCUCCACUUCCGGAGCCUGUGCACAUGCGCUUUUGCCCGGAAAUGCCGUGCCGCAUGACGACCAACAAGCAGUAUCAGAAACAGAGCGCGGCCCUCGUCUGGGCAGGACAGAUCAUGCGUGACCCCGAACCUCCCAAGAGGUCACAUCCCGAUCAGGUUUUCGUCAUGCACAACCACGAAUCACAGGACCCUGGCUGGAUUCAGCUACCCAGUUUUCGCAAAAUAUCCUGGAAGUCGGCCUUCAACUGGACUAUGAGCUACAGGUUUGAUUCCGACAUCGUGGAUUUGUAUGGCUUAGUGGUGAAGCGGAAGACUGUUCCUGAGAAGAACUACACAGACAUCCUGGCCAAGAAGAAGCGCUUUGCUUUCUGGCUGGUCAGCCACUGCCCGUCGUACGGCCGGCGCGAGGACUACGUCAAGUUGCUGCAGCAGCACCACAUCUCGGUGGACAGCUACGGCGACUGUGGCUCAACCAAGUGUCCGCGCAGCCAUGAUGACGCCUGCUUCCAGUUGAUAGACACGGACUACAAGUUCUUCCUGGCCUUCGAGAACGCUUUGUGCAAGGACUACAUCACCGAGAAGCUCUUCCGCUACCUCGGGGCCAACGUCGUCGUCGUGGCGAGGGGCAGCAACGAGUACAGGUACCACGCACCACCUGGGAUCUUCGUCAACACGGCGGACUUCAAGACAACCAAAGAACUAGCUGACUACCUGCUUUACCUGGACAGCCACCCGGAGGAGUACAUCAAGAUACUCAAAAAGAAGGACCAGUACCAAUACCUUUACGAAGACUACCCGAUUCGUUCAGAAGAUGGUGAGGUGGUGUACAUGCAUUAUCAUUACGAAGCCGUCAGCAUGUGCGAGAUGUGUCGAAGGCUCUGGAAUCUGAAUACGUACCGGAAGUCCAUUCUGGACAUUGUGGAGUGGUUCGACAAAGAAAACUGUUAUCCUCCCACAGAUGUGAAAUGAGAUGACUGUUACAAAGUGAAAAAAAGCAAUGGUGGUGACACUUCUUUGCCGGGUGUGGUUAAAACAGAGUUGAGAAAAAGUGUUUUAAAGAAACAGUUUGAAAUGCAUAUAAGAGUAAAAGCAUUGACACACCCUUAUGCAUCAGAAAACUGUGUGCUCUGGAGUUUUCCAUUACAGAGAAACAGUACAUAAAGUCUUCAUAUACAAUUAGGCACUAAUAUCAGAAAAUAUAAAAAAAAAAAUUAGUUAAAACAAUUCAGUUAGAACAUCUUAUUGUAUAUUAACUUUUUAAUAAACUGGAUGUGAUAUCGUGUUUAUUAUGAGUGACAUACUUUGAUGAGUUUAAGCAUGACCUAGCAACUUGGAUAAAGGUCAUGAAAAUAGUAACAAAUCUCAAUUUCUUCUUAUAUUGAUAAAUAAGACUUCGAGUAUUUUGUAUUUGAGUGGAUGUGGGAAUGCAGCAGAAUAAAACCCCAAGCAAUUUAAACUGGAAUGUAAAACUUGCAUGCAUGGGAAAACUCUGCAAUAAAAAAGAAAUUUACUUAUGAACAUUUUCAUGGCACACUUGUUGAAGUUGAAAGUAUGAAAUUUUGUUUGAUUUAUUGUUUGUGUUUUAUUUUCUUCAGGAUACAUCAUUGUUUGUGCCUGUUAUACGAGAGACAAUCCUUGCGCAUAAACAUCAGUGUGAAUGGAUGUACUAUCGCAAAAUUAGUGUAAAUUCUUUU